UCGCCUUUUUCGUUUGCCGAUAAGUGAGCUAUUUGUUAUUUCUUUACUCUGCGAAGUUCUUAGUGGAGUUUCUCUAUUACUUCUGUUUCGUGCGUGAUAUUAUAUGCAGUUUAAAAAGUCGAAAAGCUCACUGUUUCGAUCUGAAAUUCAAGGACAUAUGUUUUAUUGACCAGUUAUUAACCAAAUUUAAGCUGGAAUUCGCUCAUCAAAGUGAAUUGAAGUUGACUAGAUUUUGAGCAAUGGUAAUGGAUGUGACACCUUCACCUCAGUGUGUGGGACGUGAAUUCGUCCGGCAAUACUACACUCUGCUUAACAAAGCUCCCACUCAUUUGCACAGGUUCUAUAACAAUUAUUCAAGUUUCGUUCAUGGAGGUCUAGAUUCACCAAACAGAGAGUCAGCUCCAGUCAUUGGACAGAAGCAGAUACAUAAUAAAAUCCAGCAACUCAAUUUCCGUGAUUGCCAUGCUAAGAUCAGUCAGGUUGAUUCUCAAGCAACUCUUGGUAAUGGAGUUGUGGUUCAGGUUACUGGGGAGUUGUCCAAUGCAGGCCAGCCAAUGAGAAGGUUCACCCAGACUUUUGUUUUAGCAUCUCAAUCACCCAAGAAGUAUUAUGUCCAUAACGACAUUUUCCGCUAUCAGGAUCUUGUUUUUACUGAUGAUGAUGUUGAGGCUGAUUCCAGCCGAUCAGAGGCUGAUGAAGAUGUCGAGUCCGAAUCCUCAUUGGCCGUUACCUCAAGUUCAGUGACUCUGACUGAAGGAACAACAUCUACUACGAGUCAGAAUUUGACUGGCUAUUAUAACUGCAAUGCUGGGUCAGUCAAUUCUGAAGGUUUCCAACAGAAUUACACCACGGCUAAUCAAACCCCACCCCAGGUCAAUGGCGUUUCAUCUGAGGAAGCUGCUCAAACGACAGCUGCUUCAGAUGGAAGUGCAGGAGAGAUCUUAGAAUCUUUUGAGUCAGUUCCAGCCUCAAAAGAUCAAUCAUUAGAGAAAGAACCUGUGGUGGAGAAACAAAAUACCUCACCGCCUGUUGAAUCUACAAAUGAUUUGAACUUUGAAAAUGCUGACACCGUAAACAAAGAACAAGCUGCUCCACCAGCAAGUUCUGAGCCUAAAACUUACGCUAAUUUGGUGAAAUCUGGUACAGGCAGUACCUUAUCAUUUUCAUCAGCUAUUAAUUCAACUCCUGCUCAUAGUACAGGAAACUUCUGGCCGGAUGGACAAGCUAAUCGUAAAGCUGAUAAUGGCCCCGUUAGCAAUGCGCCUGGACAGCAGCAAUACUGGGAUGUAAAGUCACCUAAAAGGCCUGCAGUUCAACAACCUAGAGCUCUACCACCACGUCCAGAAAGAGGCCAAAACGCUGGCUCGAGGAAUGCAGCAGAUGGUGAUAAAGAUCAUAGACGAGGAGGUAUGGGUAACAGCUCUCAUUACAAUGAAAGCUAUCAACUGUUUCUGGGCAAUCUUCCUCACAAUGCAACAGAGGAAGAAUUGAAGCAGUUAUUCACAAAGUUUGGUCCUGUUCAUGAGCUACGUAUCCAUUCGAAAUCUGCAGCUACCUCAAAAAUGCCUAAUGCCAGGGUUCCCAAUUAUGGAUUCAUAACUUUUGAGGACCCACAAUCUGUCGCUAACUGUUUGGCAAGCAAGGGUGUCUACUUCCCAGAAGGAUCACCAGAUGGACAGAAACUGAAUGUUGAGGAAAAGAAACCUCGAGUUCGCUCUAACACUGAGUCACGAACAAACAAUGAUGCUUCUGGUCGUCAAAAUCCACGUGGACCGGGUGCUGGCCAGAACAUGGGAGGUCAAAAUGCCCGUACUGGAGGUCGUGGGGGCCCUGGUGGUCAGAAUCGUCAAUCUGCGGGUUACCAACGAGGUAAUGGUCAACGUGUUGCAGCAACUGGUAAUUACAAUCGACGUUAGUAAAACCUUGACAAUGAUGGAAAACUUUGAAACCACUCCUUUUGUUUCUUUAGUUAUUGUUUCUUCCUAUUUUUUCUGUAAUCAAUUUUAAGAUUUAUUGAUUUGAAAUUAUUUCCUGUGUACAUUAUAAUAUAUCAAACUGUUACAUAUAUAUUGAUUAACAUUUUGAUCAGUGUCUUUAGUUUAAUAGUAAAACCCACACUUUGAUUUUAAAUGCUGUGGGUUUCCAGAAGUCUUAUUGAAAUUCUUAUGGGCUAUUAUGAAUGUAAUUUUAUUUUAUUAAGGUGAGUAUGAGGAUAUGGAGACAUAUUUAUUAUGAUUGCAAUAUGUCAAAUAAUUAAACAAUAGAUAUUUUCAUAAUGUUGUUGGAAAUAGACUGUAUUCAAUUGUAAUGUUUGACUUUGGCUCGAGUUUCGAUCAUUUUAAUUUAAUUUUAAAUCACAAGUCAUAAAAUUCUGUUCAGUGAACGAUUAGUGAUGGAAUUUAGCAAAAUUCUAAUGUUUUAUACUAUAUCAUGUAAUUUAAUUAGAUAAAAUGUGUAUAGUGUUCAUAAGAUACUAAACUUAUAAGAUAAUCUAGUGAUAUUAUGUAAUGUAAUGAGAGUCCAUAAUUUCAAUAUAAGUAUCUUAGUUAAUCACUUCAUUUUUAAAUGGCAAAUUAUAACAUUUUAUUUAU
Molecule: messenger RNA, 2591 nt
Organism: Ctenocephalides felis (cat flea)
Lineage: Eukaryota; Metazoa; Arthropoda; Insecta; Siphonaptera; Pulicidae
Product: ras GTPase-activating protein-binding protein 2-like
Exons: 10
Coding region: 240-1916 (558 amino acids)
Cellular component (GO): cytosol; ribonucleoprotein complex
Molecular function (GO): mRNA binding
Source: RefSeq, a predicted model, not a curated record